CCAUUUCUUUCUUUCUCAAGCAGCCCAAAAUCCUGCGUUUCUUCUCCCCGUCUUCUUGCCCAUCUUCUUCCUAAGCAAAUUGGAAAAUCCCUACCGUCUAGUCACUGGCCGUCUUUCUCCCUAACUGCUUCAAAGUAGAAAAGCACAACUCGGCCAACAAAAAGGCCAAAAUCCCAUUUCUCCUUCUGUGUGUCUCCUUCCUUUUCUCUGAUUUUUUUUUUUUUUUGUCCUUUUUUGGUGUUUCUGCUACUAAUUUGGUGGUGAUGAAUGAUGAUUAUUGGUUAGUACUGUGAGUUGGUGAGAGAGUUAACCGAAAAUCCCUUCCCAUUCCUUGUCUUCUUCCAGAUUUGGACCGUGUGACAACCGCCAACGACCACCCAGACCAUUGUGAAAAUCCUCGCCUUUUCCUUGAAAAUCACUAAUUGCUGUUACUUAUCGUGAGACGACUGCAAAGAGCUUGAGGAUCUAGAUACAUUUCCAAUGGACCCAUUAUCACCAAGAUCUACAAAGCCACUGCCAAUAAGGUCCCAUUGCUCCCCUUUCUUUUCUUUUUGAUUGAAGAUUUUUUGAAGAUUUUUGAUUGAUUAUUACUGUUUCUUCUUUUACUUCCUCAUGUCAAAUCUCUGUAGAUUGUUGUGUCCUGUACUCUGCCAUUGUUUUCGCAUUUUUCUUUUGUUUUUCCACAUUUUUCUUCUGUUUUUAACUUGUUUCUAUUUUUGGAUAAUUAGCUUCAUGGGUUUGUGGCAAAGAAUUGGUAAAUCGUGAUGCUUGUGUGCUCUGCCUCUUGGUCACAAUAACUUUUUCUUCUUUAUUGAAAUAAUUUUUGUUGUGAAGAAAGCUGAGGAAAGGUGGAGAAGAGUAGACUAGAAUAUUGUUUUUUGGUCGUUGCUGAAUUAGUCAAAUCAAUUCUAGUGCUACUAGAUUAUCUUCUUCUUCUUAUUUUCUUUUUUUAAGUAAUUUAAUUCAUAUUGAUUAGAGGAGAAUCUAUACUUUAUUUCUUACGUUCUCCCUGAUUUCGCUUAGAAGAAUGCAGUCCCUAGCUGUGGUCGCUUGUUGUGGUGUGUGGCAUAAGAUGUUUUUUGGUGCCUAAUUAUGUCAAUUGCAGUAGUGCUCUGUUUUCUGAUAUUUAUGUUCUGGAAUCCUAUUAAGUUGUAUUUAAACUUAGUAAUUAGCAUGAAUUUGAAGGUUGUUAUUCAGAUAAUUUUUUCUGUUGUGAUUAUUAAACACUUUCACCUUCU
Molecule: messenger RNA, 1238 nt
Organism: Rubroshorea leprosula
Lineage: Eukaryota; Viridiplantae; Streptophyta; Magnoliopsida; Malvales; Dipterocarpaceae
Source: the annotation of a GenBank genome assembly